This is a messenger RNA of Eubalaena glacialis (North Atlantic right whale), 1374 nucleotides long. RefSeq names its product ras GTPase-activating protein-binding protein 1-like. Lineage: Eukaryota; Metazoa; Chordata; Mammalia; Artiodactyla; Balaenidae. Gene Ontology annotation, cellular component: cytosol; ribonucleoprotein complex. Gene Ontology annotation, molecular function: mRNA binding. The record is from RefSeq and is a predicted model, not a curated record.
AUGGCCCGAACUCCAGUGGAUGCCAAAAGCCCUCCUGGAUUUUUCCAUGACCCCAGGGAAGGAGAGCCUCCACUCAAGGCCUCAGUGAUGCUCAAGAGUGGAUUUCCCUACACUCCUACAGGGCAAGGGCUGGGUGGACAGGAAAGCUUGUACCUCUCCCGCUCAGCCGUGCAGGUUGAAUUGACCAAAGCUGUGGUUAUGGAGAAGCCUAGUCUCCUGCUGGUCAGGUGGGAAUCUGUGGAACAGUAUUACACACUGCUGAACCAGGCCGCAGACAUGCGACACAGAUUUUAUGGAAAGAACUCUUCUUAUGUCCAUGGGGGAUUGGAUUCAAAUGGAAAGCCAGCAGAUGCGGUCUACGGACAGAAAGAAAUCCAUAGGAAAGUGAUGUCACAAAACUUCACGAAUUGCCACACUAAGAUCCGUCAUGUCGAUACUCAUGCCACUCUGAAUGACGGUGUGGUGGUCCAGGUGAUGGGCUUGCUCUCUAAUAACAACCAGGCUUUGAGGACAUUCAAGACCUUUGUCCUUGCUUCUGAGGGCCCUGCUGCAAACAAGUUUUAUGUUCACGAUGAUAUCUUCAGAUACCAAGAUGAGGUCUUUGGUGGCUUUGUCACUGAGCCUCAGGAAGAAUCUGAAGAAGAAGCAGAGGAACCUGAAGAAAGACAGCAGACACCUGAGGUGGUACCUGAUGAUUCUGGAACUUUCUAUGAUCAAACUGUCAGCAAUGACUUAGAAGAACAUUUAGAAGAACCUGUUGCUGAACCAGAGCCUGAUCCUGAACCAGAACCGGAGCAAGAACCUGCGUCUGUAGUCCAAGAGGAAAUGUCUGAGCCAGUAUUGGAAGAAACUGCUCCUGAGGAUGCUCAGAAGAGUUCUUCUCCAGCGCCUGCAGACAUAGCCCAGACAGUGCAAGAGGACUUGAGAACCUUUUCUUGGGCCACUCCUCGUCCAGAGUCUAAGCCUGAAUCUCAGAUUCCACCGAAGAGGCCUCAGAGGGAUCAAAGGAUGCGAGAACAGCGAAUAAAUGUUCUUCCCCAGAGGGGACCUGGAGCAGUCCGUGAGGCUGGUGAGCAAGGUGAUGCUGAACCCCGAGGAAUCGUGAGACACCCUGACAGUCACCAGCUCUUUAUUGGCAACCUGCCUCAUGAGGUGGAAAAAUUAGAGCUUAAAGAUGUUUUUCAAAAUUAUGGGAAUGUGGUGGAGCUGCGUAUUAACAGCGGUGGGAAAUUACCCAAUUUGGGGUUCGUUGUGUUUGAUGAUUCUGAGCCUUUUCAGAAGGUGCUUCACAACAGGCCCAUCAUGUUCAGAGGUGAGGUCCGCCUGAAUGUGGGAGAAAAGAAGACUCGAGCCGCCCGGGAAGGGGACCACUGA